Messenger RNA from Hyaloscypha bicolor E, 1488 nucleotides. Its product is annotated as cytochrome P450 family protein. The transcript is spliced from 6 exons. Gene Ontology annotation, molecular function: iron ion binding; heme binding; oxidoreductase activity, acting on paired donors, with incorporation or reduction of molecular oxygen. The record is from RefSeq and is a predicted model, not a curated record. The coding region runs from base 1 to 1488 and encodes 495 amino acids. Lineage: Eukaryota; Fungi; Ascomycota; Leotiomycetes; Helotiales; Hyaloscyphaceae.
AUGCUUACCUCAAGUCUUCUCCUGCUUGUAGUUAUCAACGUCAUUUACAGAUUGUUUCGUCAUUAUUCAUCCAAGCUAGCGUCUAUCCCUGGCCCUUUUCUGGCGCGGUUCAGUCGUUUUUGGCUUCUCCGUGAAACGUAUUAUGGGCGAUUUCAUCUAAAAGAUGUCGAGCUCCAUCGAAAGCAUGGACCUGUUAUUCGCAUAGCUCCUGGGCAAUAUAGUAUCGAUGACCCAAAUUCUGUGCAAACCAUUUACGGAAGCAAAGGUGGCUUUAUCAAGUCAACAUUCUACCGGGCCACUGCUGUCCCUGGUCGGAUACAUGAAAACCUCUUUGCGGAUCCAAAUACAGAGAGGCACGCCGUUAACCGUAGGAGAAUCUCGGGAGCCUACUCUAUGACAACUUUGGUACAACUCGAGCCUUUCAUCAACGAAUGUACGGAUAUCUUGAAGGCAAGGUUGACCGAGUUCGCAAAGGCCGGCGAAGCGAUCGACCUUCCCCACUGGCUGCAAUGUUAUGCGUUCGACGUCAUUGGCAAUGUGACUCUUGGCAAACGGUUCGGCUUCCUUGACAAGGGCGAAGACAUCAAUGGCAUAAUGGGCUCACUCGAGAUUCUUCUGUACUACUCAGCCCGUAUUGGCAUAAUUCCGGAGAUCCACCCAGUGCUCUUCUUCGCCAAUGUUCUGUUAUUCCCAAGCAUGAGGGGACUGCAGCACCUUUUAGACUUCGUAGACAAGAUCGUUGCUCCGCGCCUCAAGGGUCCACUUUUGGAGAAGAACAACACCGGGCCUUCAGACUUCAUCACCCGCUUUCGCCACUUGCAAAGUGAGAACCCCGAGAAGGUCAGAGACAGAGAUAUUAUGGCAUCGGCGCUAGCCAAUAUCGGAGCCGGCUCUGACACAACUGGGAUCUCACUCACCGCUGUAUUUUACUACAUCUCGAAAAACCUAAAGGUUCUCGACAAGGUUCGGCACGAGCUAGAGGAGGCAUCCAACCGUGGGGAAAUCAGCACUCCGAUCAAAUUCAAAGAGGCGCAACAGCUAAAAUACCUUCAAGCCGUGCUCAAGGAGGCUUUGCGUUGUCAUCCAGCAACGGGUUUGAUCUUGGGUCGGGUAGUGCCCAAAGGUGGUUCUACUAUCGCGGGUCAUUUUUUCCCAGCCGGUGCUACUGUCGGUGUGAAUGCGUGGGCCGCGCAUGCAAACCAAGACGUCUUUGGGGAAGACGCAGAUAUAUUCAGGCCUGAGCGAUGGCUUGAAGCGCCGGAGCUUGUGAAGCAGCGAGAAGCAUAUUUCAUGACAUUUGGUAGUGGUACGCGUACAUGUCUCGGCAAGAAUAUCAGCCUUCUGGAAAUGUCAAAGGUCGUCCCGGAGAUUAUUCGAUGGUACGAUAUUGAACCAGUCUUCCCAGAGCGCGAUAUCGAGACUACGAACGACUGGUUCGUAAAGCAGAAGAAUUUUCCCUGCCGGAUAGUGCGCCGAGCGUCUCAGUAA